AUGGGGAAAAACAAACCCUCAGCGCUCCUCUCGCUUAUCGGUGUCAUGCUGCUCUUGCCGUACGUUUUCACCAGGAGCGUCUCAUCCAGACUGCAGACUGCAGACAGCACCUCUCUAACAGGUGGAGGAGAGCGCCCUCAUGUGGUGAAGCGGUCGACACAGAACUGCGACAGCACGUUUGAAAGCUACUGCAUGAACAAGGGCCAGUGCAUGCUACUGGUGGACAUCAACGAACACCACUGCAAGUGUGAGAAGGGCUUCUAUGGCCCCAGGUGUAGCAAACUGGAGCUCGUCGUUCAGCAAAUUGCAGAAGAACAGAUCAUUGUCACCAUUUUCUGUGUGGUUCUGCUGAUUAUAGGUCUGGCCGGAGCUCUGUACUUCUGCUGCAAAUGGUAUAAGAAAAACAAAUUCCCACGUCAGCAGAAGCGGCAAGGUUACAAAGGAGUCCAGACAGCUUAGAGUGACACACACACACACACUCACUGCAUCCACCACUGGAAAAUGCAAACCAGGAUAUCCCGAGUUCCCUAAUGAAAACAUUUCAACAUACAGCACCAUGACGUUACCUGAUGACCUUACACUCAG
Messenger RNA from Anoplopoma fimbria (sablefish), 585 nucleotides. Its product is annotated as proepiregulin-like. Gene Ontology annotation, biological process: positive regulation of mitotic nuclear division; epidermal growth factor receptor signaling pathway; positive regulation of cell population proliferation. NCBI's taxonomy places the organism in Eukaryota, Metazoa, Chordata, Actinopteri, Perciformes, Anoplopomatidae. The record is from RefSeq and is a predicted model, not a curated record. The transcript is spliced from 5 exons. Bases 1 to 459 code for a protein of 152 amino acids.